Messenger RNA from Nerophis ophidion (straightnose pipefish), 6767 nucleotides. RefSeq names its product apoptotic chromatin condensation inducer 1a (gene acin1a). Gene Ontology annotation, molecular function: RNA binding. The record is from RefSeq and is a predicted model, not a curated record. Lineage: Eukaryota; Metazoa; Chordata; Actinopteri; Syngnathiformes; Syngnathidae.
GCGUGGCCUGACGCGCUCUCGCUGGAAGCGGUCCAGAGGAAGGGAAAAUGGCGGACCUCGAAGACGUUACCCUGGACGGGAAGCCGCUGCAGUCCCUUCGCGUGGCCGACCUGAAGGCCGCCCUGGAGGAGAGAGGCCUGUCGAAGAGCGGCCAGAAGAACGCCCUCGUCAAACGGCUGAAAGGGGCUCUCAUGCUGGAGAAUCUGCAGAAGACCUCCACUGCUCAGGUUGGACUGCAACCAAACUCUCAGAUUGGUGAGGAAAUGAGCCAGAAUAGCUUCAUCAAGCAGUAUCUAGCUAAACAGCAGGAGCUUUUGAGGCAGCGGCUGGAGAGAGAGGCUCGCGAAGCCUCUGAAUCUAAUGAGCAAGGGGACCACACAGAAGUAAAUAACAGCACCCUAAGCCCCGCUCAAGCCCAGGAUGCAACCCAAGCCUCUGACCUUCAGAAGUCACCACGCCCCUCUGACGGAGACAGCCCUUCUGCCGCAGUAAAUGAGGGAGGAGCUAACAGCAACCAGGAAGCUCACAUGUCUCCUUCUCCUGCUUCUGGCUCAGUCCCCGGCGGUGACCACCAGCCGGACAAGAGGGCUGCGGCCAGCGAUUUCUUGGCCGACAGUGACGAUGAUGACAGUGAGGAUGGCGACGACGACGGUGACGACGAAGACUGGGACAGCAACAUCCGAAGGAGAACACCAAGACAGCCGGCCAGAGGGCCCUCAACUCGGGAGAGGUGUGGAGCAUCUUGUCAACCUCAGCAGCAGCACAUCCCCUCCCUUUUGUCUCCUCAACUCCGCCAGCCAACCCCUCCCCCGUCCCCACCUCCAGAGUUAUCAUUCCCCUUACCCGACACCCCCAAACAGAGCCCCCCGAGUCCGGAUGUAGCCCCAGCGAGGCGCUCACCCAGUAGCUCCAGCUCUGGCUCCUCGAGCAGCGAUAGCCGCAGUAGCAGUCCAGAACCACACCGGGGUGGACACGUGGAGCGCAAACCUGGUCCGUUAACCCUUCUGGCACGUAAAAUGGAAUCGGAGGGCGCUUUCUCUGGAGCCAGCUGGCACGGUGGAAAUGGGGAAGAUUGCAGGAAGGACAGCAUUUCACCAUUGGCCACAUCAUUUUCUGGCACAGAGCACACUGGAGGUCUCAUAUCUGCCAACACUCACACGGACUCUACGCCUGGUUCUAUGGAACCAGGCAUCAAUCAGAGCAUUGGCGGAGCCCAUUCAGCCCAAAGUCCUGUGAGUGGGCUCAGGGCUUCCACAGUGAAACAGAGGGAUUCUGAACUACAGGCUCUUGAGUUGGAAAGAGCGAGGUUAAGAACCCAAGAGGAAGGACAAGCAAAAGAGGAAGAGCGAAAGAGAGCUCUUGAAAAAGAGGAAGAAGAAAAAGCUUUGCAGUUGGAGAAAAAACUUGCUUUGGAAAAGGAGAGGCAGGAGAGAGAAGAAGCUUUGGCCAAAGAGCAGGAAGAGCGAGAGCAAGCUCUGGCCAGAGAGAAAGCUCUCGAGCUGGAAAGGCAAAGGGCCUUGGAGCAAGAACGUCUCCAGCAGGAGGAGAAGGAAAAGAAAGAGAGAGAAAUGGAGAAGGCAAGACUCAAGGCCUUGGAACGGGAACGAGUGGAACGAGAAAAGGCUCUUGAGAAAGAAAGGUUAGAAAGAGAAAAAGCUUUGGAAGCGGAAAGAAAAGAAAAGGAGCGCCUUGAGAAAGAGAAACUAUUGGAGCAGGAACGUUUGGAAAGGGAAAGACUCGAGAAAGAGCGAAUGGAAAAGGAAAAAGCUUUGGAGAGAGAGCGACAGCAGAGGGAGGAAGCGUUAGAGAGAGAGCGACUCGAGAGGGAGAAAGCCCUCGAGCUUGAGCGGUUGGAGAAAGAGCGACUAGAAAAAGAGAAAGCCUUAGAGCAAGAGCGAUUAGAAAAAGAGAAAGCUUUAGAGCAAGAGCGACUAGAGAGGGAGAAAGCCUUAGAGAAAGAGCGGCUAGAAAAAGAAAAAGCCUUAGAGCAAGAGCGACUAGAGAGGGAGAAAGCCUUAGAGAAAGAGCGACUAGAGAGGGAGAAAGCCUUAGAGAAAGAGCGACUAGAGAGGGAGAAAGCCUUAGAGAAAGAGCGACUAGAAAGGGAGAAAGUCUUAGAGCAAGAGCGACUCGAGAGGGAGAAAGCCUUAGAGCAAGAGCGACUAGAAAAAGAGAGGGAGAAAGCCUUAGAGCAAGAGCGACUAGAAAAAGAAAGGCAGAAAGCUUUAGAGGAAGAGCGACUAGAAAAAGAGAGGCAGAAAGCUUUAGAGGAAGAACGACUAGAAAAAGAGAGGCAGAAAGCUUUAGAGGAAGAGCGACUAGAAAAAGAGAGGCAGAAAGCUUUAGAGGAAGAACGACUAGAAAAAGAGAGGCAGAAAGCUUUAGAGGAAGAACGACUAGAAAAAGAGAGGCAGAAAGCUUUAGAGGAAGAACGACUAGAAAAAGAGAGGCAGAAAGCUUUAGAGGAAGAACGACUAGAAAAAGAGAGGCAGAAAGCUUUAGAGGAAGAGCGACUAGAAAAAGAGAGGCAGAAAGCCUUAGAGGAAGAGCGACUAGAAAAAGAGAGGCAGAAAGCCUUAGAGGAAGAGCGACUAGAAAAAGAAAGGCAGAAAGCUUUAGAGGAAGAGCGACUAGAAAAAGAGAGGAUGAAAGCAUUAGAGCAAGAGCGAAUAGAGAGGGAGAAAGCCUUAGAGCAAGAGCGAUUAGAAAAAGAGAGGCAGAAAGCUUUAGAGGAGCGACUAGAAAAAGAAAGGCAGAAAGCUUUAGAGGAAGAGCGACUAGAAAAAGAGAGGAUGAAAGCAUUAGAGCAAGAGCGAAUAGAAAAAGAGAGGCAGAAAGCCUUAGAGCAAGAGCGACUAGAGAGGGAGAAAGCCUUAGAGAAAGAGCGACUAGAGAGGGAGAAAGCCUUAGAGCAGGAGCGGCUAGAAAAAGAGAGGGAGAAAGCUUUAGAGCAAGAGCGACUAGAAAAAGCAAAAGCCUUAGAACUUGAGCGACUACAAAAAGAAAAAGCCUUAGAGAAAGCGCGAUUAGAGAAGGAGAAAGCCUUAGAGCAAGAGCGACUAGAAAAAGAGAAAGCCUUAGAGCAAGAACGACUAGAGCGCGAGAAAGUCUUAGAACAAGAACGAAUAGAAAAAGAGAAAGCCUUAGAGCGUCAGCGACUGGAGAGGGAGAAAUCUUUAGAGCAGAAGCGACUAGAAGAAGAAAGACAAGAGCGAGUGAGAAUUCAGACGAUAGAGAGCGACAAAGCAGAAGAGCAGAGGUUAGAGUUUGAGGCCGGUGAAAAUAAAAACUCAGGGCUAGAUUCUACUCUUGAUAACAUGAGGACAGAGGAGGCCAUAACAGUGGAGAGGGUUUGUGAAGAGGAUAGUUUGAAGAAUAAAAUAACCAAAGAGUUAGACACUGAAGUCCCUCCAUCUAAAUGUGGCCGAGAGCUUGGUCUUACCCCUCCCACUGCUCCCCUUUCCACAGGACCAGCUCAAAAAACAGAGGCAGGGGACCAGGAAGAUGCCAAUGCUCCAAUGUCACCAACGUCACUGUCAUCUUCCAAGUCGUCGGUCAAGAAGUUCCGGUUCUCAAGGGACUCUCCAAUACAACCCCCGUCUUCUACCCCUUCCAUGGUUCUCAAGCGGCCCCGUACCUUCUCUGACACCCCCCCUGUCUCCUCCGGUCUUGGAGAACAGAAGGAAAGACAUCAAACGUCUGCAGUACAGAAUGUUGCUGCCAAACCACUGCGUCCAGUCGCCAGCCAGUCUGCGGAAGACCCUGAUUUUAAGAAGAACAGUUCCAAAGAAAGCUUCUCAAGUCAGGUAUUAAAGGAGAUUGCGAAGGACGCUUCCACGAUGCAGGAGGACUCGGCCACAGAGAAGGCACAAGAUGCUGGGAAACGGGACAAAGGUCCUUCAAACCCAGCCGAUGCUACACAGUGGCAAGAAAAAGAUGGAAAGAUGGAGAACAAGAAAAACAGAAAACAUUCAUCCUCUGACUCCUCCUCUUCUGAAUCGGAUUCUGGGUCGUCGUCGUCUUCAUCUUCUUCCUCAUCCUCCUCCUCUCCUGAGAAAUCAUCCAUUUCAAGGAAUAGAAGGGGGAAAAAACCUGAAGGAAGUGUGACUGCUGUGACUCAAGAUGAUAGUAUAAAAGAAAUCUCAAAGCCCUCCCCUUACAAGACUAGCACAGCUGAUAAUGGAGCUAGUCAGGCCAAGAAACCAUUCCUUGAUUCAACACCCAGAGAAGAGAGGAAGAGGAACGACAGCGAAGGAUUGGAGAAAAAAGACGAACAAAGGAAGGGGAUCGACUCUGCAAUGGCAGAUUCAGAAAAGGUUCCAGAGACCAGCGAGGAGACACCCAAAGCCUUCACAGCUCGGAAGAUCUCUAUUGGCAACAGCAAGUCCUCUCCAGGCAGAGGCAGCACAGACACCGAUCCAGAGUCUGGGACUGGUCGCAAGAGAAGGUGGGGUUCCAGCACUGUGGUCACGGUGAAGAAACCUUCCAUUAGCAUCACCACGGACUCAUUGAAGUCUUUGAUCCCAGACAUCAAGCCAUGUACAGGCCAGGAUGCCGUGGUGGACCUGUUCCCUGAGGAGGUCGUCCUGUCCGGCGCCGAAGAAGAAGAUCCAGAGCGCUCCGAGCAGGACCUUCAGAUCAGACGCACUGUCACGCAAGUGGUGCCAUCCGACAGCCAAGAAAAUGGACAAAGGGAGGCAAAGAGGAGCAGGUGUGAAGAGGUGGAGGUUAACGACGUACAGGCAGACGCAACUCAUGAAGACAAAACAUCAGUUCCUGAAGUCACGGGGAAUCAAUCGCCGCCCCAACCCAGCCAAGAUGUAGAACUCAGUGCUGUGACCACGGGCGAAACCCUGAUCCGGCGCUCUAUCAGCCAGCAGAAAACGGGUGUUUCCAUCACCAUUGACGACCCUGUGCGCACAAACCGACAGCCUUCUCCUCCACGCGGCAAAGUCUCCAACAUCGUUCAUGUCAACAACCUGGUGAGGCCGUUCACGCUCGGCCAGCUGAAGGAGCUGCUGGGCAGAACUGGCACCUUGUUGGAGCCGGGCUUCUGGAUCGACAAGAUCAAGUCCCACUGUUACGUCACUUACUCCAGCUCAGAGGAGGCCGUCGCCACGCGGGAAGCUCUUCACGGGGUCAAGUGGCCUCAGAGCAACCCGAAAGUUCUCAACGUCGACUUCUGCCAGCAGGAUGAGCUGGACUUCCACAAAGCCUUGGGCACGGCGGACAAGCCCGCCCCCGCGGAGCAGUGGCUCGGCUCCGCCCGUUGCCUAGCAACCGGCCUGCCGUCCCUCCUCCCUGGCCGAGACCAGUGGGCAGAGCGGGAGCGGGAAAUGGAGCGGCGGGAGAAGGCCCGAGCGCAGCGGGAGUGGGAUCGCGACAAGGUCCGGGAGUUCGGGAAAGGAGACGACAAGGAGGCGGGGCCCCGGAGGUCGCGCUCGAGAGAGAAGCGACGCAAGGAGCGGGCGAAGAGCAAGGAGAAGAAGACUGAGAAGAAAGAGAAAGCAGCUGAGGAACCUCCGGCGAAGCUUCUGGAUGACCUGUUUAGGAAAACUAAAGCGGCUCCGUGCAUUUACUGGCUGCCACUGACCGACCAGCAGUCCGUGGCCAGGGAAGCUGCCAGGGCCGAGCGCAUGAAGGAGCGGGAGAAACGGAUGAAGCAGCAGCAGGAGGAGAAGGAGAAGAAAAGGGAGGAAGAGCGCAAGGAGAGGACGAAAGGCGGCGUGGCGGCGGGAGAGCGGAGCGAGGGCGAGAAGGACAAGGACAGAGAGCGGGACAGAGGUAAAGAGAGGGAGCGGGAGAACGACAAACGCAGGGACGGCUGCCGCAGGCCGGGGGCGAGCGGGGAGAGCGCCGGCAGACGCUCUCGGAGUCGCAGCGACCCGCGAGAUCGGCGGCGCUAGCCCACGGAACUGUCUGCCUUCUUCCAUUUGCCUUCUCGCCCUUUUCCUUUCCAGUCCCACCCCCGCCAAGGACCAACACGUCUGGCCCGCACAGUCACGUGCGCUGAGCUCGUCUUCCCCUUCACGCUUACGUCCCCUCGGUGUAGAAAACAUCCCCGCUCCCAAAUGUGCAAAGUCAGCUAUUUUUACUGAAGAAAAUGUAAAAAAAAAAAAAAAAAGACGACGGGAAUCAUGCUGAAAAUACGUUUAUAAGACACGUCAUGGACGGAUUAGAAUAUUUAUUAUUUUACUAUCUUUUUAACCCCGCCGCCCCUGAUCGCACGUCACUGGCCCCCACGCCUUCUCUCGCCGCGUUAACGAGGGACCACGAACGUCGCUUCCCGCCGGCGUUUGACGACCACGCGUGUCGAUAAGUAUGAUUUCCAUUCUUUUUGCUCCUUGCUUCUGCAUUUAACAGGCCUGCACUUGGACCCAGGAGAAGAAGUGAAGAACCAUGGUCUCCUGGCAGGAAGGCAAAGCGCCAUUUGUACAGACAUCUAUAACCCUGAAUGAGGCAGCUCGGGGGUCUGCCUCGUAGUGCAGUGUUUCCCCGCCACCUUUUUGGAGGAGGAAAGAAAAAAAGAUUCUAAAUGAGCGAGGCGAUGCUUUUUCUGUCACACCAGACACAAUUUUAUCUUUGAUGAUCGCUGCCUUUCACAGAGAGGAAGGUUGUUUUCUCUUUAAUGUUGUUUUUUUGUCCUCAUUUUACCUUUUUAGUACAAAUUAUUUUGUUUUUUCUUUUUUUUUAUUCUUCUUUGAUUACGCCUAUCAGUGGUGAAUGUACAAAUAAUAAAAAAAAAGAGAUGAAAAGUUUGAAAAAAA